This is a messenger RNA of Truncatella angustata, 5667 nucleotides long. RefSeq lists its product as uncharacterized. Gene Ontology annotation, molecular function: ATP binding; DNA binding; TBP-class protein binding. The record is from RefSeq and is a predicted model, not a curated record. The transcript has 4 exons. Lineage: Eukaryota; Fungi; Ascomycota; Sordariomycetes; Amphisphaeriales; Sporocadaceae. The coding region runs from base 1 to 5667 and encodes 1888 amino acids.
AUGGCAUCAAGACUGGAUCGUCUCGUGACGAUCCUAGAGACAGGCAGCACAAAGCUGAUCAAGGACACGGCUGUUAACCAGCUUGCGGAUUGGCAAAAACAGCACCCAGAGGAACUGUUCAACCUUCUUUCCAGAGUCGUACCGUAUCUUCGCCAUAAAGAUUGGGAUACCAGAGCGACUGCUGCUAAAGCUAUUGGAAAGAUCGUUGAAAAUGCUCCUUGCUAUGAUCCAAAUGAGAGCGAAGUCUCUUCGUCUACUAAGAAAGAAGAGCUUACUGAGAAUGGACAUAUCAAGAAGGAAGAGGAACCUGAGGUUACCGUAACCUCUGACUUGUUCAAACUAGAAACUUUGGAUGUAUCAAUGAUCCUCAAAUAUGGACGAGAGCUGCUCAGAACAGGGAGUGUCGAUCUUGGACUUGGUAGCCUUGAACCGCAAUCCCGACUUGCCCACCAAAAAAAGACUCUCUUGGGGCGCCUCGGUCUAUUGGGCCGGACGUUCGAGGAUGAUGAAAUACCCAUUCAAGUUGAGAAGUCAGCCAGUCCUAUGACACCACAAGACUCCUCAUUAAAUCAGAAUGGAUUAGCUCGUCAAGAGAGCAUGAACGGCUCUAGCGUAGGUCAAACAUCCGACGAAGCGGGUUUGAGUGCACGCCAAAUCAAUCAGCUUAGACGUAAGCGGAAACGAGAAGCACAAAAAGCCGCCCAGGGUAAGGGCGGCUUUGGUGAUCUUUCAAUAAGACGCUCUUUCACAGACAAAUCAGACAUGGACGACGCGCCCAUGCCCGAUAAUGACUCGAAGAAAAAUGGCAAAUCAGACUACUUCUCUUUGGAGCGUCCUGACAAUAUUGACGAGGACAGCAAAGUCGUUUCUGAGUUCAAGGGUCCCGUCAUCCCCAUCAAGUCGGAGAUCGAGACUGAAGACGAACUGCAGGGUGCCGAAUGGCCAUACGAACGACUAUGCGAGUUCUUGAAGGUCGACAUUUUCGAUCCCCAGUGGGAGACGAGGCAUGGUGCUGCACUAGGUCUGAGAGAAAUCCUGAGAGUCCAUGGUGCCGGGGCUGGUCGGUUGAGGGGGAAGAAAAGAGCAGAGAAUGACUUCUCCAACCAGCAAUGGCUUGAUGACAUGGCAUGUCGUUUAUGCUGUGUUCUCAUGCUUGACAGGUUCACAGAUUAUGCAUCCGAUACGUCCGUUGCUCCUAUCCGAGAGACAGUCGGACAGACUCUGGGCUCAUUCCUGAAGCAUGUUUCUCCGGAAUCCGUGUAUAGCAUAUAUCGUAUUCUCCACCGCAUGGUCUUGCAGCAACAGGAUCUGGGACUCGACCGCCAAAUCUGGUCAGUCUGCCACGGAGGCAUGGUCGGCUUACGUUAUGUCGUGGCUGUGCGAAAAGAUCUUUUACUGCAACACAGUGACCUCAUCGAUGGUAUCAUUCAAGCUGUCAUGAAAGGCCUUGGCGAUGCUGAUGACGAUGUGAGAUCCGUCAGCGCCGCAACCCUGAUUCCUAUGGCUUCGGAGUUUGUCGCCAUGCGCCCAGCAGUUCUGGACGAGCUUAUCAGCAUAGUAUGGGAAAGCUUGUCCAGCCUCGGCGAUGACCUGAGUGCCAGUACAGGCAAAAUCAUGGAUCUUUUGGCCACUCUCUGCGGCUUCCCUGAAGUCCUCGAGACCAUGAAGAAAUCUGCCCAGCAAGAUGAGGAGCGCUCUUUCAAGGAACUGGUACCCCGUCUUUAUCCGUUUUUAAGACACACAAUUACAUCUGUCCGACUUGCAGUGUUGAAGGCCCUUAUGACUUUUGUUCAUUUGGGAGAGGAGUCGCUUGGAUGGUUAGAUGGUAGGACUUUACGCCUUAUAUUUCAGAAUCUUUUGGUCGAGCGAGAUAUUGCCGCACUUCACAUGUCCAUGGAUCUUUGGUUAGCACUGGUUAAGUGCUUAAGCCAAGAUCCCGAACGCCUUUCACAGGAGUUCCUUCCACACAUCGACGCGCUUAUGCAGCUCACAUUACAUCCUGUUGGUAUUUCACGGAAUCCCAUUCCUAUGAAUGGAGCCUUAUUCCAGAAGCCUUCAGGAGGCACUUACUCUGUCCUUGGCUUCAUGCACCAGUCUUCACGAAAGGGAUCGGAACCUGAUGGCGAGAGAGCAGCGAAAAGGCGAAAGAAGUCUACCAAGGUGGAUGAACCCCCCACCACCUCUCACUCACACGACCUAGAUGGCCACAUGAUGCAAGGCGAUGUGGAUCUCGUGGGUAUGGAUACUCUGGUCCGAUCACGCAUCUUUGCAGGCAGGGCCAUGGGUUACAUAAUGUCACUAGUGCCUGUGUCCAGGUUGGAAGCUUUUGACGCAACUCUAGUGCCCGGGUUUACAUCGUCAUACUCAUCAACACAGCUGUCUGCAUGCGUCAUCAUCGACGAAUAUGCCAAAAAUAGCAGUACAGCGGGCACAGAACAGAGAUACGUCGAUGAGCUACAGAAGAUUAUCGACUCUGAGCGACCUUCCCACUACCGUGACCUUGUCAGCUAUGUGCAGAGAGUUCGCUCGCAAUGCUCACAAUUAAUUAACCUAUUCCGAGACCACGGCAAGGUCUCCCAAAGCAAACUACCCACCCUACCUGUGGUCGUCCAAGGCGAGGCGGAAGCUGGCCCUAAUGCCUUCUCGAUAUCUAUCGCCGAGAAGUGCGUUGGUGACGAUUAUGAACGCCUAAGAAAAGCCAUGGCGCCUGCUCAGCGACUUAUCACUACCACCGAUCUGGCAGAAGCCAGGAAGUCAACUGUUUCGGCAAUCCAGGAGGCAAAGGUGGCCAAGGAUGGUCGUGAUGUCCGCGUUAAGGCUGCUGCCGCUUGUGCGCUAAUCGCAAUGAAGAUACUGCCCAAAAAGCCUAGCCCACUCAUCAAGGGUAUCAUGGACAGCAUCAAGCUCGAGGAGAACUAUGUUCUCCAAGUUCGAUCUUCCGAGACAAUAUCUCGUCUUGUACAACUCUUUACUGAGAAGGGCCGACGAGCUCCUGCAGACAAAGUCGUCGCCAAUCUUGUCAAGUUUUCCUGUGUUGAGGUAGCCGAAACCCCUGAGUUUCCUGUACACGCCGCCAAGACAAACAUCGUUCUGUCAAUGCAGAAGGAAGAAGACCGCGUCGAUCAUGAUGACCCUGAGAAGUGGGCUCGUGAAGCAAAAGCCGCACGUAUUACCAGGCGUGGUGCAAAGGAAGCUUUGGAGAUACUGUCCCAGGUCUUCGGUGCUGACAUCUUUGAUAUAGUUCCGAGCCUGAAAAAAUACAUGGAAGAACCGCUGAUCGCGGCUUUCUCUGGUGAUUUGCCCGCUGAUGCAAGGAACCCUGACCUUGCGCUAGGCCAGGAGAUAGUUGAUGCCAUGUCAGUCAUCCGCACUAUGGCGCCAACUCUGAACCCAGGACUGCACUCGUUCAUCAUGCAGAAACUACCACUCAUUAUCAAAGCGCUUCAUUCAGACUUAUCUAUCUAUCGCUAUAUGGCCGCCAAGUGCAUUGCAACAAUUUGCAGCGUGCUUCCUGUCGAGGGCAUGACUGCCCUUGUUGAGAAAGUCUUGCCGUCCAUUAACAAUCCUAUUGAUCUUCGCUUCCGGCAAGGCGCAAUCGAGGCUAUCUAUCACUUGAUCGCGGUUAUGGGAGACGGUAUCCUGCCCUAUGUCAUCUUCCUCAUCGUUCCAGUUCUGGGACGCAUGAGUGAUUCCGACAACGACAUUCGUUUGAUUGCAACAACGUCGUUUGCAACGCUGGUCAAAUUGGUACCCUUAGAGGCUGGCAUACCGGAUCCACCUGGACUUUCUGAAGAAUUACUGAAGGGCAGAGACCGGGAACGCACAUUCAUGGGCCAACUCCUCGACCCAAAGAAGGUUGAGAACUUCACUAUCCCUGUCUCAAUCAAUGCUGAGCUGCGUUCUUACCAACAAGAUGGUGUCAACUGGCUCAACUUCCUCAACAAAUAUCACUUGCAUGGUAUCCUCUGCGAUGAUAUGGGUCUUGGUAAAACGUUGCAGACUAUCUGCAUGGUCGCAAGUGAUCACUACAACAGAGCCGAAGAAUUCAAGAAGACCGGUGCGGCAGACGUGCGGAAGCUCCCGUCGCUCAUCGUCUGCCCACCUACACUUUCGGGACAUUGGCAACAGGAGUUAAAGACAUAUGCACCAUUCCUGGCCGUAACUGCUUUCGUGGGUCCGCCUGCUGAGAGGAGACUCAAAGCGGACCAGUUCGCUACGUCAGACAUUGUGAUCACUUCUUAUGAAGUAUGCCGUAACGAUACCGAAUAUCUCGAAAAGCAAAGUUGGAACUACAUUGUGCUGGAUGAGGGUCAUCUGAUCAAAAAUCCCAAGGCUAAGAUCAGCGUCGCGGUCAAGAAAUUGCCAAGUAAUCAUCGACUGAUUCUCACCGGUACUCCUAUCCAGAACAACGUGCUCGAACUCUGGUCUCUAUUUGACUUCUUGAUGCCUGGCUUUCUUGGUACAGAAAAGGUCUUCCUUGACCGGUUUGCAAAGCCUAUUGCUGCCAGUCGUUUUAGUAAGGCAUCAUCAAAGGAGCAAGAGGCUGGUGCUCUUGCGAUCGAGGCACUCCAUAAACAAGUGUUGCCAUUCUUGUUGCGUCGUUUGAAAGAAGAGGUGCUAGACGAUCUCCCCCCCAAGAUUCUUCAGAACUACUAUUGCGAUCUUAGCGAUCUGCAACGCAAACUCUUCGAAGACUUCAACAAGAAGCAAGGUACUAAGAUUCAGGAGGUGGCUGGUCGUGAAGACAAGGAUGCAAAGCAGCACAUAUUUCAGGCUUUGCAAUACAUGCGGAAGCUGUGCAACUCCCCUGCGAUGGUUAUGACCCCUGCCAACAAGCUGUACGAGGAUACACAGAAACUCCUCGCGAAACAGGGCACAAGCAUUGACGAUCCUGUUCAUGCACCGAAACUCACUGCGCUCAAAGAUCUCCUGGUCGAUUGCGGCAUCGGAGUUGAAGGCACAGAGUCUAACGAUCCGUUAUACCAGCCUAUCAAACCGCAUCGUGCCCUUGUUUUCUGCCAGAUGAAAGAAAUGCUCGACAUGGUUCAGAAUACCGUUCUCAAACGCAUGUUGCCAUCUGUGUCCUACUUGCGACUUGACGGGUCUGUGGAAGCCAACAAGCGUCAAGACAUCGUCAACAAGUUCAACAGCGACCCAUCUUAUGACGUUCUCCUCCUCACUACAAGUGUUGGUGGUUUAGGCCUUAAUUUGACUGGUGCCGAUACGGUCAUAUUUGUUGAGCAUGACUGGAAUCCUCAACGUGAUCUCCAAGCCAUGGAUCGCGCUCAUCGUAUUGGCCAAAAGAAGGUUGUCAACGUGUACCGUUUGAUCACGAGGGGUACUUUGGAGGAGAAGAUCUUGAGUCUGCAAGCUUUCAAGAUUGAUGUCGCCUCCACCGUCGUGAACCAACAAAACGCGGGAUUGGGUACCAUGGACACAGAUCAGAUACUCGACCUCUUCAGCUUGGGCGAUGCAGGGCCUAGCCUCAUAUCCGACAAACAGAAGGAUGGCCACGAGGGACGCGAGGAGGACAUGGUCGAUGUUGAAACGGGCGAUGUACGUGCACCGGGCAAGAAAGCCUGGAUCGAUGAUCUGGGCGAACUCUGGGAUAACCGCCAAUAUGAGGAAAGCUUCGAUCUGGAUGGAUUUAUGAAGACAAUGCAGUAG